Stegastes partitus (bicolor damselfish) is the source of this 1812-nucleotide messenger RNA. RefSeq names its product hyaluronidase 1 (gene hyal1). The transcript has 4 exons. NCBI's taxonomy places the organism in Eukaryota, Metazoa, Chordata, Actinopteri, Pomacentridae. The record is from RefSeq and is a predicted model, not a curated record. Gene Ontology annotation, cellular component: cytoplasmic vesicle. Gene Ontology annotation, molecular function: hyalurononglucosaminidase activity. Gene Ontology annotation, biological process: carbohydrate metabolic process; hyaluronan catabolic process. The coding region runs from base 63 to 1397 and encodes 444 amino acids.
UCAUGAGACGUCUGUUUUCAUGACCACACCGCAAACCCAAGUCCUGACGUCUGAAUCUAGGGAUGAGGUCCUUCCAUCCUGAGCUGCUGCUGCUCUUCAGCCUGAUCAGCCUCCACUCUGGGCUGCAGUUUGCAUCAUCAUCAUCAUCGUCUUUCUCCCGGGUUCCUUUCCUCAGCGUGUGGAACGCCCCGACCGCCAGCUGCCUCUCUCAGUAUGGCGUCGACCUCGACCUGGGGACGUUCAGCAUCGUCCAGAACCAGAACCAGACGUUCAUGGGGGACAACAUGACCAUCUUCUACGCUGAGAAGCUCGGUCUGUAUCCACGGUACUCCAGCCAGGGGAACCCUAUCAACGGUGGGGUGCCCCAGAACAGCAGCCUGAGCGAACACCUCAGAGCUGCCACUGCAGACAUCCACACCUACAUCCCCGACCGGGCCUUCCAGGGCCUGGCGGUGGUGGACUGGGAGAGCUGGAGGCCUGUGUGGGAGAGAAACUGGGACAGUAAGCAGGUGUACUGGGAGGCGUCGAGAGCACUGGUGAGGUCCAGGCAUCCGGACUGGAGCCCAGCGCAGGUAGACGCUGCAGCACGAAAAGAGUUUGAAGAAGCUGGGAGACGAUUCAUGGAGGAAACUCUGAAACUGGGGCAGCAGGAGAGACCAGAUGGUUUGUGGGGUUAUUACGGUUUCCCCAACUGCUACAACUACUACAGUGACAAGAGCGCUAACUACACGGGGGAGUGUCCGGCUGUGGAGCUGAAGAGGAACGACGAGCUCCUCUGGCUGUGGAGCGCCUCCUCCGCUCUGUUUCCUGACAUCUACCUGAGCAUGGAGAUGCGAGGCCUCCACAGAGAGGUGCUGCUCUACGUCCACCAUCGCAUCCUGGAGGCCAUGAGGGCAGGAGCUCAGGUGAGCACGUCAGCACCGCCUGUGUUGGCCUACGCUCGCAUCGUCUACACCUACACGCUACACUUCCUCUCUCAGGAGCAUCUGGUCUACACUCUGGGAGAGAGUGCUGCUUUGGGAUCUGCAGGAGUGGUGCUGUGGGGCGACCACGCCUUUUCCAAAUCUCAGGCUUCCUGUGAGGCCGUCAAGUCCUACCUGGACGACACUCUGGGUCCCUACCUGGUCAACGUGACGACGGCCACCGUGCUGUGCAGUCAGACCCUCUGUUCCUCUCAGGGUCGGUGCCAGAGGAAGAAUCCCAGCUCACGGGUCUACCUCCACCUGGACCCUGCUGUGUGGAAGAUAGCGUCUGAGAGGAGACCAGGAGGAAGGAAGAACUACAGAGUUCUAGGACGGAUGUGGGCUCGUGAUUUAAAGCGGAUGGAUGCUGACUUCCAGUGCAGGUGUUACCCUGGCUGGGCGGGGGAGAGCUGCUCCACGCCAGUUCAGGGAUGAAGCUUUUCUUCAAGGAGGUGAGCUUGUGACAGCGUGAGACUCAUGAAGAGCAGGAAGAUCUGCUGGGAGGAGCUGGGAAAUGAACAACUCUGUGAGGGAAUGUGGUCUCUGGUGAAUGGACGUCUUUGACCCGUGUGUCUGUGAACAUUCUCAGUCAUCCAGGUCCUGGUUCUUCUCCGAGUUUAGUCGUAGCAGCUGGACCUGCUUGAGUUCCUUGAAGACGUUCCACCUCUCAUCCAAGAGGCUUCAUCAGCUCUGACUGACUAGCUGGGAGAUCCAGAUAUCCUUUGACUCGUGUGUUUUAUGAAUGAAUUGCUUUUGAAUUUCUUUUUUUUUGUUGUUGAUAAUGUUGUAGAUUUUAAAAUAAAUCCCAAGUCGUGUGCAGGCUGCUUUCUACAUCGCCGUGAACUUCAAA